This is a messenger RNA of Papaver somniferum (opium poppy), 3113 nucleotides long. RefSeq names its product putative DNA (cytosine-5)-methyltransferase CMT1. The transcript has 20 exons. The record is from RefSeq and is a predicted model, not a curated record. Gene Ontology annotation, cellular component: nucleus. Gene Ontology annotation, molecular function: chromatin binding; methyltransferase activity. Lineage: Eukaryota; Viridiplantae; Streptophyta; Magnoliopsida; Ranunculales; Papaveraceae. Bases 145 to 2883 code for a protein of 912 amino acids.
UCUCACUCCUCUGAAAAAAACCCAUUUCGCCUUCUCUCCGUCUUCAAAACCCUAAUUUCUCCCAUUUCCCCUCUCUAAACCUCCAUUUUCUCUCUAAAUCUCUAUUUUCUGAAACUCUAUUGAACCCUAAAUCUCAAUUUCCAGAUGGCAAUUACAGCUGCUAGCCGGAAGAGAGGAAGAAAACCCAAAGAUGAUGAUCCUCCGGCACCAAAGAAGAAUAGAACAACGCUUAAAAUCUACGAUGUAGAAGCUGAAUCUACUGCUGUAGUGAAUCUAGAUACUGAAACAAGUAAAUCUUCUCAGGCGAAAGCAGUUAAAGGUAAAGGUAAAGCGGUGGUUGUUGAUUUACCGGAGAAGAAGAAGAGAGCAACAAGUAAAUCUGUGUCUAAAUCUGGACCAAAGAAGAAAUCAGAUGGUCCGUUGAAGAAAUUGAAGAGUAUCAGUAAACGUAAGAAGAAGGUUGGUGUACAAGAUGAAGAUGACGAAGAAGUGGUUGCAGAUCUGGAGAUUGUAAACCCUGAGGAAGCCGUAGAUGAGGAAGAAGAAAUGGAGAAAGAUGCUCAAGUCCCUGUGGAGAAAAUGCAAAGGAAAAUUUCAAAGUGUAAGAAACAGAAUGAGAAUUGCCGUUUAAUUGGGGAAUCGGUACCUAUUGAAGAGGCUAGACAAAGAUGGCCUCAUCGGUAUGAUGCUUUAAAGAUUAGGGAAGGUGGUGAAGGUUAUCUGCAUGUGAGACGGCACUUCACUGGUGCUCAAGUAGAUGGCGAGAUUUACCACUUGGGAGACUGUUGUCAUAUUAAGGCUGAAGCUGGACAAAAAGAUUAUAUAGGAAGAAUCAUUGAAUUCUUUGAAACCACCAAGAAGCAACCCUACAUUGCUGUGAAGUGGUUCUUCCGAGCGGAAGACACUGUCAUUAAAGAACACUCUUAUCUCAUUGAUUCACAACGGGUUUUCUAUUCAGACUCUGGGGAUGACAAUCCACUGGGUUGUAUAGUUGACAAGAUUACUGUUCUACAAGCAUCAUCCGUGGUCGAUGGGUGUCAUUACUUUUAUGACAUGUCUUAUUGUGAAAUUUUUUGUACAUUUGAAAAUCUAUGCACAGCAUAUGGAGAAGAAGCUAGUACAUCAUCCACUGCAGUUUUAAAUGAAGGUUGUUCGAAAGACUUUGAGCAAGAUUCUGCUAAUCCUGAUGAAGUUAUUACACUUCUGGAUAUGUAUGCCGGCUGUGGUGGGAUGUCCACUGGCCUGUGCAUGGGUGCAGCUGAGUCAGAUGUCAAACUUGUCACUAGAUGGGCAGUAGAUUUUAACAAAGACGCUUGCGAAAGUCUUCGUUAUAAUCAUCCUGAGACAGAGGUGCGAAAUAUGAAGGCUGAGGACUUUUUACGGUUGCUCCAUGAGUGGAAAGAUCUCUGUGCUCGUUACCAUUUGUUGGGAUCUGUUUAUAGUAAAACAAAGAAGCCAUCUGAGAACAAAGAGAAGGAAGAAACUGAAGAAGAGGCGCAGAGACGCCCACCGGACGAGAAUGGUGAGUAUGAAGUCGACAGGAUAAUAGGAAUCUUUUAUGGUGUAAACCCAGACACAGAUGAAGGGCCUGCUGCCUUACACUUUAAGGUGAAGUGGAAUGGGUGGGGCUCGGAUUGGGAUUCUUGGGAGCCUUUUUCGGAGCUAACGAAAUGUGAUGACUGCAUUAAGGAAUUUGUUACAGAUGGAUACCAAGCCAAUAUAUUGCCUCUCCCUGGUACUGUGGAUGUUAUUUGUGGUGGACCCCCGUGCCAGGGAAUCUCUGGCUUCAACAGGUUCCGAAAUUAUGAGGAGCCUCUCAAUGACCCCAAGAAUUAUCAAUUGGUUGUUUUCAUGGACAUUGUCAAAUUUCUUCAGCCAAAGUUCACUUUGAUGGAGAAUGUGGUAGACCUUAUGCGAUUUUUGGAUGGAACACUUGGUCGUUAUGCCAUGGGUCGACUUGUAGCAAUGAACUACCAAGUCCGUCUUGGUUUACUGAUAGCUGGAAGUUAUGGGCUUCCACAGUUCCGUAUGCGGGCAUUCCUUUGGGGUGCCCAAAACACCAAGAAACUGCCGCAAUUUCCUCUGCCUACGCAUAAGGUUAUUGCUCGUGGGUUUAGCCCUAAGCAGUUUGAGCGAAAUGUGGUUAAGGGGGAUGAAGAAUAUACACUGCAGCUGAAAAAAGCUUUACUUCUAAAAGAUGCAAUUUAUGAUUUGCCUGAGAUAACAACGCAUGAAAUCCAAGAUGAGAUGGACUAUGGUAAUGAUGAGCUUACGUCGGAUUUCCAAAGGAUGAUUAGAUUACCAAAGCAUGAGUUGAUUGGAUCAGCUUACCCAGAGGAAUCAGUGGCUUUAAAGCUUUAUGACCAUCGGCCGCUGAAACUAAGUGAGGAUGAUAAUCUCCGGGUUUCUAAAAUCCCCAGGGAGAAGGGCGCAAAUUAUAGAAACCUCCCUGGGGUUAUCAUUGAUGGAAAAAACAAGGCAAAGCGUGACCCGAAGAUGGCCAAAGUAAUGAUUGAAAAAUCUGGAAAGCCACUGGUUCCAGAAUAUGCUUUAAAAUUUGUCAGGGGAACUUCCAAAAAGCCAUUUGGAAGACUCUGGUGGGACGAAAUCGUGUCUACCGUUGUGACACGUGCCGAGCCCCAUAACCAGAUAAUAUUGCAUCCUGAACAAGAUCGAGUCCUGUCAAUCCGGGAGAACGCCCGUCUUCAAGGUUUUCCAGAUUUUUAUCGUCUGUUUGGUACUGUGAAGCAGAGGUACAUGCAAGUUGGUAACGCAGUGGCUGUACCGGUAGGAAAAGCUCUAGGAUUUUCUCUUGCAAAGGCUGUAAACAAUACUUCUGGCAGUGGACAGGUUUAUGAACUCCCUCUAUCCUUCUCAAGAUGAACAAGAUUUGAAUCAGUUAAUGUUAACUUGUGUAAAAAGGUUCGAAUGAUGACAGCAGAUAACAAUUUCAAUGAGGAUUUGAGUAAUUCUUAUGGGUUUUUGAUCCAAAAACACAUUGAUUUAUUUCUUUGCUGUCUCUUGGUAAUCCAAUCCUGAUCAGUAGCACAUUUAGCUCUUAAGUACUGUAACUUUUGGAUCUACAUUCUUCUGAAGAGAAAUUCAGUUUUUCA